AUGUCAACAAUUAAACCAAAAAAACCAAUCAUAUCAAUAGUUGGUACAACAGGAGUUGGAAAAUCUCAAUUUAGUAUAGAUUUAGCAAAACAUGUAAAUGGAGAAAUUAUUAAUGCAGAUUCAAUGCAAGUAUACAAAGGAAUGGACCUAAUAACGAACAAACAUCCAUUAAAUGAAAGAGAAGGUAUACCUCAUCAUGUUAUUGAUUAUGUAAAUUGGAAUGAAGAAUAUUUCAUACAUAGAUUUACAAAAGAUGCAAAUUUAGCUAUUGAUGAUAUUCAUAGUAGAGGUAAAAUACCUAUUGUUGUUGGAGGUACUCAUUAUUAUUUACAAUCUUUAUUAUUCAAUAAUAAAACAAUGGAUAAGUCAAAAGAAAUUGAAGGUACCGAAUUAACUUCUAAUCAAUUACAAAUACUAGAUGGACCAACAGAUAUACUAUUCAAUACAUUAUUAAAAAUUGAUCCAAUUAUAGCUGAAAAAUUCCAUCCAAAAGAUCAUAGAAAACUACGACGUGCAUUAGAAAUUUGGUAUACCACAAAUACAAAACCUUCAGAAAUUUAUCAUGUACAAAAAAUUGAUGAAUUAGAACAAAGUUCUUUAAAAUAUAAUGCUAUUGUAUUCUGGUUAUAUUCAGAUAUGAAAUUAUUAAAUGAGAGAUUAGAUAUACGUGUUGAUAAAAUGAUAGAUAGUGGAGCAAUUGAAGAAAUUGAUGAAUUAUAUAAGAGUUAUGUUGAAAAUAAAGCUGACUGUACAACUGGAAUAUAUCAGGUUAUUGGUUUCAAAGAGUUCUUACCAUGGUUAGACAAUUCGAAACAAGAUUCAAAGCAACUAGCUGAAGGUAUAGAAAGAAUGAAAAUUAGAACUCGUCAAUACGCAAAAUAUCAAGUUAAAUGGAUUCAAAAAACUUUACAUCUUGAGUUGGAAAAGGAAUCUAAAUUUGAUUAUAUAAAUGGUGGGAAAUUAUUUGUUUUAGAUGCAUCUGACUUGACUAAUUGGAAUGAAACUGUAAGAGAUAGAGGUAUAAGAAUAACAGAUGAAUUUUUAACCAACUCACCACCUACGAAUUUCCCGAUACCACAAACUCCACCAGGCUUGGAAUCACUACUUACAGAAAAAUCUAACUCCAGAUCAAAUAAAAUAAUAGGUUCAAAUUCGCAAUGGAAACAUUAUAAAUGCUCAAUAUGUAAAGACUCUCAAGAUCAAGAAUUUAUUGCAAUUGAUGAAGAAAAAUGGAAACAACAUUUAACUGGUAAAAGACAUAAAAAAAAUUUAAAUUCUGAUGCAAAGAAAAGACAUAUUGAAGAAAUGAUUGCAUUACAUAAAAGUAAAUAG
Molecule: messenger RNA, 1332 nt
Organism: Lodderomyces jiufengensis
Lineage: Eukaryota; Fungi; Ascomycota; Pichiomycetes; Serinales; Debaryomycetaceae
Product: tRNA dimethylallyltransferase
Exons: 1
Coding region: 1-1332 (443 amino acids)
Biological process (GO): tRNA modification
Cellular component (GO): mitochondrion
Molecular function (GO): tRNA dimethylallyltransferase activity; ATP binding
Source: RefSeq, a predicted model, not a curated record